CCCCGCAUCCAUCGUGGCGGAUGUGCGGAUAUGAGCUCCUGGAUCCGCCAGACGACAGACCCUGAACCAGUGUUGGUCAACCAUGCAAGCAGAUCUAGUAGCGCGACGAAAGCAAUUCUCCAGCUGUGACGAGUGUCGGCGAUUGAGGGUCAGAUGCGAUGCGCUGAGUCGGAGGACAGCCGGGCAGCCGUCUGUCUCAUGUGCGCGCUGCACGAGGAGGCGGAAGAGGUGUACUUUUGAGUGGAUGAACAAUAUCAAACCCGCAGCUCCGCGCGGUUCGGGGUCAUCGCCUCCCAGCCAGGACACUGGCUCUUCAGUCGAAGGCGUGUCUCCCAAUACAUCAGCGCCGCGGGAAGCAGGCAAGAGAGAUUAUUUCUUUACACUGCAGUCCGAGGCCGUUCGGAGUCGAGAGAAUGAGAUACGUCCUAUGUCGCACACGGCUCUGCUGGACGCGUCAUCCCCUGCACUGAGUCCCUUUGACUGCCGCUUGGCGCAGGCGAUUUACUCGUCGGGCUUUGAUACGAUCUUUGGAUCGUGGAUGAGUAGAUAUGGCUGUCCAUUCUUGUACGUGUUCCGACUAGCUACAGGGGUUGAGACUGACAGCUACAGAUCUGAAAGCAGCGUCGGCGAAGACCGCAACAGCAUCGCCGAGGUCUGUGAGCGGCUGGACCGCUGGAUGACCGAGAUGACCGGGCAUCAAGAACCAAGAGCAGAGGACCACUUGGCAGACGAGUCUCUCCGCAAUACCAUUGCUUGCUUCUCAGCGCGAUGGCUGCCCCUCGCCUCUCGAGAACCCACGACCGCCUCCUCCUACCAAAGCGUCGUCCACGCCCUCUGGCGCCAGGCCCGACGUGACAUGCUGCGCGUAAUCAACCGCCCCUCCUACCGCUCAAUGCUCUCCCUCUUCCUGUUCGCAAUGACCCCCGUCCCCGCAGAAAUAACCGAAGACGAAGAAGCAGACGGGAUAUUCGGGCAAGUCUGCAUCCACGCCGCCCUCCAGCAAAUCCAGACCCUGCGCGCCCGCCAACGAAGUCUCCAAUUCAACGGGGCAAAAGUGUCACAACCUACGAAACCAAAGACCAGCCUCUCGAUCCCCAUGACUGUUGAAACGACUGAUUUCAUCACGGCGGAGAAUAUCGCGUACUGGGCCGCGAUAACCUUUGAUACGUCUGCGUCUUUGACACUAAACUGCCGCUCGCUCCUUUCUUCGGGACUUUUCGGCUUCGAUGCGGAAAUGCCCUGGCGGCUUGUCCGUGCGGGGAUUACGAUGUUUCAGAGUAAAUGGGAGAAUUGGCAUGCAGAGGGUGUAUAUGUUCUUUCCGACGACCGCGCGAAUCAGAUUAUUUCGAGUGCGUCGGCGUGGAAGCUUCUUGCCUGGAAGCUGACGGCGGUGUUCAAGGAGGCGCUGCGGGACGGGCAUGAUGAGUCUGAAGUACAACGGGCGUUCUCGCUCGUCGUUGAGGGGAUACAGCAGUUCAAUGAGACGUAUCGGCAGCCGCUCGAGGCGUGUGAGCGGCGGAUGCCGUUCUUGGGGCAGCAUACCAAGUUUCGGUGGUUUUCUCUGAUGUUGCAUUACCAUCUCAGUAUCCUGCUCCUCGCCAACGUGAUCGAAGCCACUGACCGACUUGACCUCCUCGCCGACAUCGAAGACACCAUCGCAGACGCCGAGAGCGCGGUGGUCAGCACGUUGAUGUUCGGCCUGCACAACACCAUAACCAUCACCGUGAAUAUGGAAUCCGGGACACUCGACCACGUCGGUGCGACGGAGACGUCAGUUACUGUGCCCAUUACCUCGAUUGACCCAUAUCCACACCACAUCGUGGCCGGGGUGCAGCUCGUGCAGAAAGCCGUUGAUCGGGAUCUUGCGGUUGGGAAGAUUAGCCAUACGGCACACGCAAACUUGCGAGGGCUGUUUGAGAGGACUCUGAGUCAUUUACCGCAGAGCUCCAAGUCGGUCAAGGCGGCUCGGGAGACAUUCUCAAAGGUGGUUGACUAUGUUGGGGAGCCGCCGACGGUUCCCUACUCUGUUGGGCGGAUGAUCUAGUACUAUACUUAAGUUAAAUCAUGUAUUUCUUGCUGUAAGCAUAUUGCUCUAAGAUGAAUGUACACUACAUGCAGCUCAAUGCCCAUUCUCCGCCUCAUAAUCAUAAAACCCACGCCCACUCUUCACCCCCAGGUUCCCCUCCUUGAUCAUCUUCUGCAAAUACUCGCGUGGCUCACUCGGAAGCCCACUGCGCGCCUCCGCAUAAUGCUUCUCAAUAUCUAGCACAACAUCAAGCCCGACAAUAUCCAUCUGCUCGCACGGCCCCUUGGGCGUCUUCAACACGUCUUUGAAGAUGGCGUCGAUCUCUUGUGGUUCGCAGAUUCCUUCGGAGAGAGCCAAGAGGGUCUCGCGCUUGAUUGCGGCCCAG
This is a messenger RNA of Aspergillus calidoustus, 2411 nucleotides long. Lineage: Eukaryota; Fungi; Ascomycota; Eurotiomycetes; Eurotiales; Aspergillaceae. The record is from the annotation of a GenBank genome assembly.